Messenger RNA from Kluyveromyces marxianus DMKU3-1042, 420 nucleotides. RefSeq names its product Dpc13p (gene DPC13). The transcript has a single exon. NCBI's taxonomy places the organism in Eukaryota, Fungi, Ascomycota, Saccharomycetes, Saccharomycetales, Saccharomycetaceae. The record is from RefSeq and is a predicted model, not a curated record. The coding region runs from base 1 to 420 and encodes 139 amino acids.
AUGCUAUCCCGUACCAUAAUCCGUUCUAGGUUUACUUCUGCAGCUUCAAUUUUCGUUAGAGGCUCUACAUUACGUUCGGUUCCAUCACUGCAAAGCAAAAGAUUUGCCUCUUCUUGGGACAAAAGUCCGGAGGACUUAGAUGCUCACAUCAAGGUACAGAAGUUGAUGGAAGAAAUCCAUUCUCACCCAUCUAUCGUGGAGUCAUUAGAGAAAUUGAAUACUGUUAUGCGCGAGAAGAAGUUAAUAGAUCCGGAAUCAAAUGAGCCUCCAAGUAUAAUGCAAAUGGUGAAGUUAAUGAUGGAUAAAGACGUUAGAGAGGCCAUGCAAGGCUUUAAGUCCGAGAUGGAAAAGUCUGGGAUACAAUUAGGUCCGGACCAACUUGGCCCACUAAUGAAGGUCUUAGGGAUUGAGAAGAAAUAG